Molecule: messenger RNA, 7555 nt
Organism: Gavia stellata (red-throated loon)
Lineage: Eukaryota; Metazoa; Chordata; Aves; Gaviiformes; Gaviidae
Gene: MAP4
Product: microtubule associated protein 4
Exons: 23
Coding region: 117-3680 (1187 amino acids)
Biological process (GO): microtubule cytoskeleton organization; neuron projection development
Cellular component (GO): neuron projection
Molecular function (GO): microtubule binding
Source: RefSeq, a predicted model, not a curated record
GCUCCGUCCCGGCGGCAGCCCCCCGCGCCCCCCUCCGCCUCUGAUAAGCUGUUUCUGAGGACUGAAGGACCUGCUAAAGGCAACACCUGCUUUUGAGGUUGCAAAGGUGCUAAAGCAUGGCUGACUUGGAUCACAACCUCAGUCUUGCGGACGCUCUGACAGAGCCGCCUCCCGAGAUUGAGGAAGAAGUGAAAAGGGACUUCAUUGCCACUCUGGAAGCAGAGAAAUUUGAUGAUGUGGUUGGAGAAACAGUAGAUAAAACAGACUAUGUUCCUCUGCUGGAUGAUGAUGAUGAUGCAAAAGCUGGGAGCCAGGAACCAAAAAGCAAACCCCAUGCAGACGGUAUUCAGGUGGAACAUACUUCGGCUUCUGGGCCAACAGUUGUAGAAAAUGGUGACCAUGGAAUAGAAGAUCACCGCACAGUAUUCCCAGGAGAAAUCAUGGAUGAAAAGCUGUCUUACAAAGAAUUUCUUGAUCGCAAUGACUCCUGGACGAUGGACGACAGAGACCUGUGCUUUGAGUCCCAGCCCGUAUUCAAACCCAUGGAGAUGGCUGACCCCUUCAGCAUGCACAGAGGGGAGAAUCUGCCUGAUCUAUCGUUUCCUACUGACAUGAAGAAUAUGCCGCUGUUCAUGGACCAUGUUGAUGCUUCCGGAGACGUCCAUGCACCACAUGGAUCUAUGGUGGUACCUGAACAACCUUUCUUGGGGCCCCUGUAUUCUCCUGCAGAGGCUCUAGACCCAUCAGCCUUCAUUGGCCUGGAUUCAACUGCAGACUUUCUGCAAGACAAAGCAGUGCCUGAAGAACAUUGGAUGGGAGCUCAGCAUGACAUGACGGGACCAGAUGCCUCUUUCUUUGUUGAGCCGCCAGUGCCCCCCACAGUGACUGAAGCGAUAAAGCCGAAUUUGCCGGAAAGCCCUGGAGCAGUGGCUCCUGGUUUCGUUCCUACUGCAGUAACGGCAUCCCCAGGAGAGGCUGAGGCUACUGACGGACCAAAAGGUGCGGCAUCAGCAGAUGCAGCGGGUGUUCCUGCCUCGGACAUCAUGUCCGUUUCUGCAGAUAAAGCCGGGUCCAUUCUUGCAGGAGACACCAAGCCUCCUCAAGCUCUGGAUGCUGGAUUUGCACCGGCAGCAGAAGCCAGCCCUCUUCAGGCUAUGGAUGUUGGGUUUGCUCCUGCACCCGAAGCCAAGCCUCCUAAUGCUGUCAAUGCUGCAUCCGCCCCAGGGGCAGAUACUGGCUUCACCCCAGCUGCAGAUACUCUGUCCUAUUACGCUACGGAUUUGGAGUUUGCGCCAGCAGAAGAUGCGGGGUUUGCCCCAGCCGCAGGUGUGGAAUCUCACCAUGCUGUGGAUUUGGCAUUUGCCCCAGCAGCAGGUGCGGAAUCUCACCGUGCUGUGGAUUUGACGUUUGCCCCAGCAGCAGAUGCGGAAUCUCACCGUGCUGUGGAUUCUGAGUUUGCCCCAGCAGCAGAUACUAAAUAUCAUCACGCUAUGGAUUCUGAGUUUGCCCCAGCAGCAGAUACUACAUCUCAUCACGGUAUGGAUUCUGAGUUUGCCCCAGCAGCAGAUGCAGAGUUUGCCCCUGCAGCAGAAGUCAACCAUCAUCAUGCCAUGGAUUCUGGGUUUGCUCCUGUAGGAGAAGCCAAGCCUCUUCCUGCCAUGGAUUCUGGGUUCACUCCUGUAGCAGAAGCCAAGCCUCUUCCUGCCAUGGAUUCUGGGUUCGCUCCUGUAGCAGAAGCCAAGCCUCUUCCUGCCAUGGACUCUGGGUUUGCCCCUGCAGAAGCUAAGUGUGUCUCUGCGGCUGACACCAAGGUUGCUGCAUCUGAGGAGCUGAUGACAUCUGAGUCUUCUCUUGAGCAAGACAAGCCGCCCUUCGACAAACCUCCCGCAGAAGCAGCUACAAAUGUAGAACAAGAACCGAAAGUCCCAGAAGCUUGUGUUGAUCUCUUUGAGAAAGCUAAAGACAGCAGACCACCUCCCAGCCAGCAUGAAGAGCGUCUUCCAGAACAGACGAACCAUCUUUCAGAACCAGCAGUUCCAGUAGAAGCAAAAGAAGAUGUUGCACUAGAAAAUAAAGACCUCUCUCCAGAAAAAUCUGUCACUACUGUGGAUGUUACUGCUACAGAGAAACAAAAGGAGGAGGCUGAACACAACCAUGUCCAACAUGCAGAACCUCAGCAAGAAAAAACCCUGCAAGAGCCCACAGCAAAAGCAGAAGAGACCAAACCAGCUGAAGCUGUGACAGGGAACGAUAUCACAGCACCUCCCAACAAAGAGCUUCCUCCCAGCCCUGAGAAGAAGACAAAGCCUGCCGCAUCCACGUCAUCUACAAAGCCUGCAGCAACGAAAGCCAGGCCCCUGUCCGCUACCAGCCCCAAGCGGCCAGCCUCUGCUGCGCCGGGCCCAAACAAAAAACCCACGAGCCCUACUGCAGGUCCUACUUCAGCCACUACUACUAAACGCCCAGCCACCAGUACUACACGUCCCUCCACCUUAACUCCAAAAGAGACUAAACCAAAGGUUGCAGAUGCGAAGACCACGGAGAAGCGGACCUCACUUUCAAAGCCUCCAUCAUCUGCCACUCCUAAAACUACCGUCAGGAGCACCCCUGCUACUCCUAGGACAACGGCGGCAUCGCCGGUCACUGCGGUUGCUGGUGCGAAAAAUACUGCUACUUCCCCACCGAAGAGGCCCACGUCUAUCAAGACUGAUGCAAAGCCUGCAGAUGCCAAGAAGACCUCUGCAAAGUCACCAUCAGCAGACUUGAGCCGCCCUAAGAGUGCUACUGGAAAUGCAGUAAAAAGUAGUGCCAGCACUCCUUCUACCACCGCCUCCAGCGCACCUACUUUACCUGGUGUAGCCACCAACCGUCCCAAAACCAAGCCUGCUGCAACCAAACCCACUGCAACCUCAACCGCAACAGCAGAUGCUAAAAAAACAACUGCUAAGGCUCCGACUAAACCCAGCACUGUUUCCAAGCCACCUCGCCCAAGCAGCAGCGUUUCUGCUCCAGAUCUGAAAAAUGUACGUUCCAAAAUCGGAUCAACGGAUAACAUUAAACAUCAGCCUGGUGGAGGAAAGGGGAAAAUAGAGAAAAAGCCAGAAUCAGCCGCUGCUGCACGAAAGUCUGAACCCAAUGCGGUCUCUAAAAUGGCUACUACUAAAACAACCGUAUCAAAAGAGAGUGCCCCAAAACAGCCCAAUGGGAAAGUCCAGAUAGUCUCCAAAAAAGCGAACUACAGCCAUGUUCAGUCCAAGUGUGGUUCCAAGGACAAUAUUAAGCAUGUCCCUGGAGGUGGGAAUGUGCAGAUCCAGAACAAGAAAGUUGACCUUUCCAAAGUGUCCUCGAAGUGUGGCUCUAAAGCAAAUAUCAAGCAUAAGCCAGGGGGAGGAGAUGUCAAAAUCGAGAACCAGAAGCUGAACUUCAAGGAGAAGGCCCAAGCCAAAGUGGGUUCUCUGGACAACGUGGGACACUUGCCGGCAGGAGGAACCGUGAAGGCUGAGGGGAGCGCGGAGCCAGGGCAGCUCCCGCCAGCCCCUCAGAACGGAGAGGUGACAGCGGCCCAGGCAGGCAGUGAGAUGCGGGAGAAUGGCGUAGGGCCGGCAGUGCCCACUGCCCUGAGCGGUGGUGACCAAAGGGAAAUUCAGAGCUUCGAGACUCAGAUACAAGAAACAAAUUGAAUCUCACAAGCUGACGUUCCGUGAGAAGGCCAAGGCUCGAACAGACCACGGAGCGGAAAUCGUCGUCUCCAAACCCCCCAACCUUUCCAGCAGCACUUCCCCCUGGCGUAGCACAUCCGUCAGCGAGAGCCUGGGCUCAGUCGCCUCCUUGUCACCGCUGCAACAGCCAGCUCCCCUUGCAGCGCUUUCUCAGCAAGGCUUGUGACCCCCCCCAGCCCCAUCUCCCACGUGCUCCCCCGAGUAACGCAGCUUGGCUCUCUUAACCCGGCCUCUGGCUUUAGAUGGGAAGGGGACAGUGUUUAGCAGGGCUACCGUCCCUUUUCGGCCGCGCUGACUCCUCGAAGCAUCCUGGAGGCUCGCCCCUGCCCGAGCGUGCCGGGCUCUGGUGGUCCCUUCUUGGCUGGAAAGGGCUUCCUUCCCUCUCCGCGCCCGGUCCCUCUCGCUUUUCGGGGGAUACUAGAGCGAGCGUUAGUGUCGUGUCUCGGGGACGGGCAUCUAGUGACUUCCAGGCUGUGUCUCGCCGCCCCGAGCCGCGGGGAGAGGCGCAGCGAGCCUGGGCGGCGGGUGGCUGGGUGGGAGCACGCCUGCGCUGCUGGUGGCUGAAGCCAGGCCAGAGUUAAUAGGGAUAAGCUGUGAUCUUUCUUUCUUUGGUUUUUUAAAAGAACCCAACCUUUUCCUCCUUGCCGCUUCAGUUUCUGCUGAUCCUGUUUGAUGACGAUAUAUAUUAUACACACACGUUAGGCUGUUUUAACUGUUGACUUUAACCUUUUAUUCUUUGUGACGAUGUGUUGAUGAUUUAUCGUGCUACAAACCCCUGCUAAGUUUCCUUUUCUCCUUCCUUCUUUUCCUAACCGUAGGAGAGUAGAGACAUUAACCGCUGCUGCAGUGCUGGCUUCUUAUUGACAUAUCCAGCAAUUGUAACUUUUUUGUUGUUGUUUGGUUGUUUGUUUUUUUUUUUUUUAAUAUUUUAAAACGAUGGAGCAAAUUCAUGGGAUUAAGCCAUGUCUGAGAUGAAAGGCACAAGAAUGUGUUAAAGGAAAAUUUGCUGUAACAGAUCAGAUGAAGCCUGUGUUGACUGCAACGAGACGCGUUGAAUCGAUGCUCGUAAAACCUCCUGUAGGGCCAAACCGCCAGCCCGGGAGGAUGCCUAGGACCUUCUGCGCAUUAGCAAGGCAAAGACGGUUUAUUUAUUCGCUUGCGCGGCCAAAGCCCCGGGAUUUACCUUUUUCCGGCCGGGGCCUGCGGUCUGGAGGAAGGGCAGGCGGCUGCUUUCGCGGUGGAGUUGCAGGUUAACGCAGGCCGUGAGUUCCGAGGCAAAAGCAGGUCUGUGGUGUGCGUGUGUGGUGGUUUAAGAGGCGGAUGGAUGGGCAACCGUAUGGUCAGGCUGAGCGAGUCUGCCGGGAGGCCGAGGCUGGGAAGAAGGGAGAGGCCACCUCUCACCCCGGGCGCGAUGAGGCGGGGGGAGCGGAACGUGUUGGGGGGAGCAGAGCCCUGGGCUGGGGCGGCGGAGGCAGGUUUCCAGUGCCAGGGAAUUGCAGCUCUGACUAGGAAGGAGAUUUACCUGCUCUUGGAGGUGUGAGCUCCUCGUUUCAUGUUGCAAAUGACACUAAAGAAACGAAAUGUAAAUAAAUUUAAAAAAAAAGUGUUCUUGGGUCGUCAAACUAAUUUAAAGGAGAAAAAAAAAAAAGGCGGAAUAACAAAACACUGGGAUCAAAGUGAACUGAACCAGGCGAGUGCUAAGGGGGGCUGUUCAAGGAGGGGACAGAGGGAAGCCUGCAGCUUCUCAUGCUUGUGGGAAUAUUUCUUUGGGAAGCCGACAAUGACACGAUAACCCGGAAUCUGUAUUUACACACAAAGAUUCUUAUUGCACUUGUAUUUUUUAUAUUAAAGUUUGCAUGAUUUCUAAUAAAAUGGCAUUAAAAUGUACUAGUUUGCAUCAAAGUCGUCUGCUAGUUUCAUAAGUGCUUUUUCCUCUGAAUACAAAUUUAAAUAAGCAAUGCAGAUUUGCACCUGAAAGGGGCGGUUAUAUAUACCCCAGAAAACUCCCAGUGCUUCCCUUCCUCCUCCUCCUCCUCCUCCUCCUCCUCCUCCUCCUCCUCCUCCUCCUCCUCCUCUUCCUCUUCCUCCCCAGCUCUCCCCUCCCCUCCAUGCCACAUCCCUCAUCCCCAACCAGGGAACGCGCCCGCGCUGCUCGCUCCCUGCCCUCGUCUUGUGUGUGCCGUGUGGCCUCGCCGAGGCCAGCGCUAACCCCCCGGCCCCUCUCGCUCUCCCGCCGUGGGGCUGGCUCUGCGGAGGGAAAAGCCGGAGCUGGGGAAGGGGCUGAAGCCGCCUUCCCACCCCGCGCGGGGCAGGCGGCUGCGUCCAGCUCCGGGCUGGGGUUGGAAACCUCAUUUCUCAAGAGAGCAGAGCAGUGUCACGAUGCUUUGAGACCCUCCAGCCAGUCCCGGGGCCUAGGACGGUGUUGCCUCCGACUGCCCGUUCACCUGCAUGCCGCUCCCCCGGUAUAUAUCACUGCCCUUUCGCUGAUGCUUCCUUCUUUCUCUUACUGCUAAAUUCUAAACACCAGCUUGAUCUUGUCAGUCUUGGGUUGGUUUUGGUUUUUUUUUCCCCCAACACUUGAAUUGAGGGGAAAUUUGGAGGCGAGGGACUGAGAGACGAGCAGGCUGAUCCCCUCAGGAAGGCAGGGGCUGUGCGUCCCCAAGCAAUAACGUCCAUCUGCUCCGGGCAGGGCUGUGCCGGCCGCUGCGGAGGGCAGGCAGGCGCUCUCGAGAGGGUCCUGUGCCCGCACGGGGUGCGCGGAGCCCUGUUUCCCCGCCUGCCAAAGGCAAGUGCCGGCUGGCAGCACGCCGAAGCCGACCUCCGUGCUCCCCGGCCGGGCAGAGGAGGUGGGAAGUUUUAUGCUGGUGGGCAGCGGCCAGGAGUGAGCCGCGGGCUUGAGUUGGGGACGGCAAAGUCCGGUGGUGUUCGUGGUUAACCAAAGAGGAGGUGGAAGCUGAAAUGUCGCGUUCCUCUUGCUGCUCUGCCUGGGGCACCCAUGGGGUGAGAUGCCCUGGGCGGAGGGAGGCAGCCGGGUCCUGGUCUUAGUUCAGGUGCCGCAGGAGGAAGGCAAGUGGCAACAUUGCACUUUAUCUUCUGAGAUUGCAAAAAAAAAAAAAAAUUAAAAAGCAAUCAAACCCCUAACGCCCUGCGAAGGGGCAGUAACGCCACCCUCUCCCCCUGCAUUGCUUUUAUCUGAUUUACUGACCGCUCGGCAGCCUUGGAUAAGGCUUCCAUGUCCGCAUACGGUUGCUGCGGCAUUCAGGCCUGUCUCGGACCGUGCACAAACCUUCCCAGCCUCUCGCACGGUUCAGCUGAACACUAACCGACCGCCCUGUGCUUCUGUGCCACUUUCUCUAACACUUGUUGUGCCUGUGUUUAGCUGACAAACUAAAUCCAGAUACACUAGUUUAGUUUGGUGUGGUUUUUCUAGGACAGCUUCAGUUUUAAUAUGGAUUUAUUUUAAUUUUUUUUUUUUUAGUUUUAUUUUAAGGAAACAGCUGUACAUAUUGCUAGCCUGGGAAGAGAUCCAUGUGUGGUGAAAAAUGACUUUAGUUUCCUGUCUGGAGAGAUGGGAGUGAGCUGGUUAGUGCUGAGACCUUAAAUGAAGACUGCAGAGAAGCUGCUGGCUGGCCGAGCGCUCGCCCAGCCGGGCAGAGCAGGGGAAGGAGCUGUGUUUGCGGAUGGCGUGCUCCAAGGCUAGAGGUAGCACAUUCUCUUGGGGAGGGGGGGAAGAAACAGCGUUGUGGUCUGAAUUAGAUGCACCUUGAAUGUACACGGUCCUGUCCUGAGAUGCCUCGUGGGGGUCCUGGCUCGCUCUGAAGCUGCGCGUGGCGUGA